Molecule: messenger RNA, 2994 nt
Organism: Copidosoma floridanum
Lineage: Eukaryota; Metazoa; Arthropoda; Insecta; Hymenoptera; Encyrtidae
Biological process (GO): proteolysis; DNA integration
Molecular function (GO): nucleic acid binding; aspartic-type endopeptidase activity
Source: RefSeq, a predicted model, not a curated record
AUGGAUAAGCUUCACCGAUCCCAAACAAAAUUGACGACGAAUAUAACAAAUUUCUACGACAACUCGACCGUCAAGGUCGCCGUAGAAAAACAAACUCUGUCACAUUUUGAGACGCGGCUAGGUAUUCUCGAGAACUAUUGGUCAACUUUCAUUUCUCGACACGAGGACUUGCUCGAGUACGAAGAGCAGCUAGCCGGCGAUAGCUACUUCAAGGACGAUGUAUACUCGCUAGUUGAGCUGGCGUAUAGCGAUGCGAAAGCGCGCCUCUUGACGCGAAUUUCGGAGCUUAGGAGCCCCGCGCUGUUUCCUGGUCAACUUCCCGCGCCUAUUAUCAACGCUAAUGCUGCGGAGCAAUACGCGUCUUUGCCACGGAUUGCUCUGCCCACUUUCUCGGGUAAACAAGAGGAAUGGGAGAGCUUCAAGCAGCGCUUUUCUUCGAUUGUCGUCUCGAAGGCCACCGUCCCGCCGAUAGCAAAAUUGCAGCACUUGCUCAAUGCAGUGCAGGGCGCGGCUGCGCAACGUCUGAAGGGUAUCAAACUCACAGACGCAAACUUCGAGCUUCCAGCUGUUAAAGCUCGCAAUGUUGCGGAUCUUAACGAAACAAUGGAUCGUGCAGAGGAAUCGGUUCGCGCGCUAAUAGAUCUCGGUUGCCCGAUCGAGCAAACUAAUUAUUUUGUUGUUCAUUGCGUCAUUCGUAAGCUCGACUUAACGUCUCGCGAGGCGUGGGAAGUUUCGCAGGACCGGACGGUUGGCUUUCCUUCAUACGCAGAUUUAACCACUUUCCUGGAGCGCCGAAUUCACGCUCUCGAGCAGGCUCACGUCGGCUCGCAGUCGAGCGACGCCGGAAAAGCUAACUCGGCAUCAAAACAAAGCGGCGAUCGUUCUAAACGCGUCGUGGCGAACGCUGCGCAAACGGACGAGUCCGCCGGUACAACAAAGAGCUGCGUAGCUUGCAAAGGCAAUCACUACGUAAAUAGGUGCCGCGAUUUCAAAUGCAUGCCGGUAUCGCAGCGCUGGGAUUUAUGCAAACGCGAGAGGCUUUGCGUAAAUUGCCUGAGAGCGUCGCAUUUUGUGGAAAAAUGCCCCUCUCCCAAUCGUUGUGUGACUUGCGAUGCAAAGCACCACUCGAAGUUGCACUUCGAGAGAAUAGCAAAGCCGCGCAACGAGGAGAUUUCCUCGCGCGCUAGUGCCCCUCACAAGAAUGACAAUCCUUCGGACGAGCCUGCCGGCCCUUCUGUUGCUGCGUACAAUGCAUUAGUUUGUCGCACAAUUCUUCUUGCGACCGCUGAACUAAUCACGAUUGGCCCCAACGGCAAGCGGCUUCGCAUUCGCGCUCUUGUUGAUCCUGGGGCCGAGCGCUCCUUCAUUACGCAUCACGUGAUCUCAGAGCUGGGACUUCCUUGUAGUUCCGUGAACAUCAAGGUUGUCGGAGUAGGCGGAAGCGCUUCUUCUACAGCACACCGCGAAGCUGAACUCAAGGUGGCACCCCGAGGCGAAUCCAACUUAACGAUCUCGGUCUCGGCGUUAGUGUUGCCUAAGCUCUCUCAACCUCUGCCUUACAAGCAUGCGUUCUUCGAGUCUCGACAGAUAGACUGCAUCCUCGGUGCCGACGUCUAUCCGUCGGUCAUUCAAGAUGGGACAAAGUGCGGUCCAGCGGGCGCCCCUUUAGCUCAAAACUCCUCUUUCGGAUGGCUGCUCACGGGACCCCUGGCUAGCGUUGAGACAAGCAACACGAUGCACGUUCGCGCGUUUCACAUUCACACUGAUAAUCUACUUGCAGUAGAAUUACAGAAGUUUUGGGAAAUCGAGGAGGCGCCACGCAAAUCCUUGCUCACGAGCGACGAGAGCAAAUGCGAGGAGUCGUUUCAUCAGACUUCUUUUCGCAAUGCCGACGGCCGUUUCGUGGUUAAGCUGCCUUUCCAAAGCACGCCAAAGUUUUCCGCCUCUCGAGAUAUCGCCGCUGCUUGCUUCAUUCGCUCCGAGAAGCGCAGACAUCGCGAUAGCGAUCUCGCUGAGUCUUAUGGUAGCUUCAUGCAGGACUACAUAGACCAGCGUCACAUGGAACCCGAGCAAGAGAAGUGGCCUACUCAAGCUGCAGACGCCACUCCCAACGACCAGCCGCAGGUGUUCGCGGCGCAGGAGGAGAGACCCAAGGACGUCUCUGUGCACCCGUGCCUUCCUCGUUUUCAAAAGUUCUCCAGCUUUGACAAGAUCGUCCGGAUGCUAGCUUACAGCUGGCGUUGGCGCGUUCGCCCCAUCUACCAAGAACACCAGCCGAUUAAUCCCUUUCUUUCAGGCAAAGAGAUUUGGCUCGCCACUCUUCUCUGUUUUAGAAUUAUUCAGAGUCAUCACUUUGCUAGCGAGCUAGAGAGGUUGAAGCGUGACAGUUAUGUCUCCGCUCGCAGCCCUCUCCGUCAGCUGUCGCCUUUCAUCGACCAUAACGGAGUCAUUCGAGUCGGCGGCCGCCUCGAUCAUUCAGCGCUUCCGUACAGCGAGAGGCACCUGGUCAUCCUGCCGAGCCGUUGCACGAUCGUCAGGAGACUCGUCGAAGACACUCAUCAGCGGACCCUUCAUGGCGGGUUCCAACUAAUGCUGUCGCACUUGCGUCGUUCCGUUUGGAUUUUACGGGGCCAGCGCCUAGUGGUUGGAGUACUCCACCGCUGUGCUAAGUGCACGCGCCAUGCUGCACGGAGCCCUAGCCAACUCAUGGGCCAACUGCCGACUGCACGAGUCUCCCCGUCUCGUCCGUUCUCGCACACGGAUGUGGAAGUUACGGGCGAUCUCGCUCUCACUCCGGCACAUUUCCUGGUCGGCUCUGCGCUGCUCUCUCCCCCCGAGCCAUAUGACGAAGCGCAGAGGCCAAUGUCACCUUCCAACCGCUGGAAGCUACUUGUCGACCUUCGUAACUCAUUUUGGUCCAGCUGGAGAAAGGAGGUCCUGCAUCAGCAUCUCAAGCGAUGCAAGUGGCAAACUCCUCGAACAAAUUUACAAUAA